UUUUUAAUUGCAAGACGACAACCAAUUGAGUGUAAUCUCCUGAGAAAGUUUUUCGUUCUUUUUGGUUUUUUUGGUGAGUAUAGGUACGAAAGGCUUAUGGAAAGAAGACACCCAUCUGGAAAAAAGAAACAAAUAAAUUAGCAGCUUUAAAAUCUAAACCACAUAUCUUUCUUUGCCUUUCGUUUCUCUUUUGCUUUUUUCUGACUGGUCCCAAUGGCUGCUGCUGCCUCUUCUUCAAAGAUCUGAAAUAAAAAAACUAACAUAACAAACCAAACUGUUACUGCUGUAAUUACAAGCUCUCACAUCAGACGAGGGAAUAGAAACAAUAGCUAAAACGGGUUCCCUGUGCUGUGUGGCCGCAAGGCCGCUUGAAUCAACAAACAGCAGGGGUGGGGGAGAGUGGUCGGUGGAUCUGAACGACGCCCAUUGGAAUGGAAGGGCCAAUGGAGGCUUCUCUCCACCACUUUCAAGAAGGUGGGAUUUCAGGUCUGGGGGAGGAGGGCAGCUGCCACGUGGACACGGGUCGUCAUAUUCUUCUAGCAGCAAGGGCAGCAGGAUUAGCAGGAUGAGUGGCAGUGCACACCAUCAGUACUCCGUGUCUGAUGGAAUUGUUUCCUAUUUCAGCAGUCCAUCCGAGAGUUUCAAUGCGCACCAGUGUUGGAGUCCCAUGCCACAGGGAGGAGGGGAUUUUGUUGCUGCCGCUGCAGUUGCAGAAUCAAGAUCUGCCUCCUCAUUUCGAUCAUACAAAGAGGGAUGCCUUGGCACUGGAGCAUCCACGUGUCCAUGUAGUGCUGAUUCUGCAUCAUCUUAUUCAGACAUUGGGGAUUGUGAGCAAAAUGCAGUCAUACAUUUUCCUCCUGCACAUAAAGGAUUUUCUGGUCGUUACUCUUUUAUGUCAAAGCCAGUCCAUCCAAUGCCUUUUCCAGAUCAGGUUAUGGAAACUGAUGGUCAAGUGGUAAAUAGCCAUAGAUAUACAUCUACCGAGUGGAGGAAUUCAUUUCGAUGGCCUGAUAGUUCUGUUCAUGAACUGAAACCUUUUGGAGAUGACUUUGGCUCAAUGCAAUCCUUUCCUGAGCUUAAUUCAUCUUCUCAAAGAGAGAGAAAUGGGUUGACUAGUGCAAAUAGUCCUGAUGUUGGCUGGGAAACUGAAAACGCUAAGUAUAAAAAUAUGCGUUGUGGUUUUGGCUCAUCAACUUCAGAAGUACUGAGAUGUGGGUUAUGUGAAAGAUGGUUAUCACAGAAAUCACCAUGGAGCUCACAUAGGAUGAUAAGAUGUGGAGAUUUCCCACCUUCAGGUGUUCUUUCUUGUGGCCAUGUUUACCAUGCAGAUUGCCUAGAUCAGACUAUUCCUGAGUCACAAAAGCAUGAUCCACCAUGCCCAUCAUGUGCUGGAGCAAUUAAUACUACUCUAGUAUCUAAUAUUGAACUACCAGCUUCUGUUACUGGACUACAGACAAUGCCUGCAUCCGUGGGCAGAUGUCCAAGGUUUAGAAUUGCUGCUGAUGAUAAUAGCCUUCCCUCCUCUGGAAAACAGAGCCAUGCUCGUCCAGAUUACAUGGCUGACAUACCAGGAAAAAAAUGGCAUAUGCAGAUGCCUGGUUCUAACAAGAAGUCAUUUUUAAGCAAAACUCUUUCAAGAAAACAUUUCUUUAAGGGAAAAUCGAUCAAAGAAAUUACUGCAGAGGAUUUCGGUUCAAAGAAUGCUGGUUCUUCUAUGAACGUUCAUCAUGAUAUUAAAUCAGCAGAUAACUGUGUUGCUGGCUGCUCAAGAGGCUAAUUGUGCCAUUAGAAAUCAUGGUGCUACUACAUUUCAUUGGGUACAGCAUGUGUUGUAGAUUAAAUUUGGAUGAUUGAAGGAAAAUUUUAGCAUGACUGAGCCCUAAAUGUCAUGAAAUGGGAAGCCGGUGUAUAUUACUCGUCCAACUCCUAUGUUAGACAUAUUAUGUGCUUGCAGGUAACCACCCUGUUCUUUAUGAAAGUCAUAGUUUUCUGUUUAAAUUAAUUUCUACACUCUGAACCCGUCUUUUUGAGUAUACCUAUUGGUGUUAGCUCUCUCUUGUUAUGGUUAACUAAGAUUUUCCAAGGCAAUUGUUAUUCAUUACACUCUAGCAUACUUAAGAGUAUAUACAGGUUUUGCCUUCCAUGGAAUAA
This is a messenger RNA of Cryptomeria japonica (Japanese cedar), 2151 nucleotides long. RefSeq lists its product as uncharacterized. The coding region runs from base 566 to 1777 and encodes 403 amino acids. The transcript is spliced from 3 exons. The record is from RefSeq and is a predicted model, not a curated record. NCBI's taxonomy places the organism in Eukaryota, Viridiplantae, Streptophyta, Pinopsida, Cupressales, Cupressaceae.